AUGCCUUCAUCUGUGGAAUAUCUCACCACUCCUCCCGCGGAGCCUCUCAACUACGAUGCUGACCCGGUUGCGGCCAUGUCUUCGUAUUCUCGAAUGAUGCACAUGCACACCAGACAACAAAUGGAGUCUGUCACGCGAUCAGCCAGACGCAGAAGUCCUCCAACGUCCGCUGUCGAUGCUCACGCUCAAGCCGGUCUUUCACAGAGCAGUACACACAGCAGCAAUUCAUCACGAUCUUCCUUUUGA
This is a messenger RNA of Exophiala xenobiotica, 246 nucleotides long. RefSeq lists its product as uncharacterized. The record is from RefSeq and is a predicted model, not a curated record. Bases 1 to 246 code for a protein of 81 amino acids. The transcript has a single exon. NCBI's taxonomy places the organism in Eukaryota, Fungi, Ascomycota, Eurotiomycetes, Chaetothyriales, Herpotrichiellaceae.